UUGAUGUUCUCGUUCUAAAACAUCUCUUUAGUUUUUGAUAAUUGGUGAUGUUCUUUUGGUAAAGUCAUUCAAUCCGUAUUUCCCAAUAAAGAAACCAAGGUGCAAAAAUAGGAAGUAGUAGUAAUACAAAGUUUAGCGCCUCGACAGUCUUGAACUAAAGAUGAUAAAUGCCAAAAUACCCAAAUUCAAAUCUUUGGUCCCGUUAAAAGAAACAGAAAUUAACCACCUUUUAUGGCCGCCAAAAUUUUCUUCACUACCGUUAGCUCUACAACACUAUAUCAAUUCCGACACUCCUAUACACGGCCAAAAGAUCCAUUCAUACAUUUUCAAAACUGGGUACAAACCCAAUACCAAUAUAUGCAUCAAGCUUAUAAUACUUCAUUUAAAAUCUUCUUGCCUUUUCUAUGCGCGCCAAUUGUUCGACGAAAUGCGUCAACCGACUCUCUCGGCUUAUAAUUACAUGAUUUCAGGCUAUGUAAAACAUGGGUUUGUCUUAGAGUCUUUUGAUAUGGUUAAAAAGUUGUGUCUUUCUGGUGAAACUCCAGAUGCGUAUACAUUGUCAAUGAUCUUGAAAGGCUCCACUAGUAGCUAUGCCGAGUCAUAUUCUCCUUAUAUUGGAAAACAGGUUCAUGCCCAGAUAUUUAAAUGCGUCAUUGAAGGUGAUGAUGUGCUGUAUACGGCGUUAGUUGACUCGUAUGUGAAGAGCGGGAGGGUGGACUAUGCGAGGAGAGUGUUUGAUUUGAUGUUGGAAAAGGAUGUAGUUUGCUCGACGUCGUUGAUAACAGGGUACAUGAAUCAGUGUUAUAUUGAGGAUGCUGAAGAUGUGUUUAGUAGAACGACAGAGAAAGAUGUUGUGGUGUUCAAUGCAAUGAUUGAAGGUUAUAGCAAACAAGUUGAAAAUGCUAAGAAGGCGAUUGAGGUUUACAUUGACAUGCAACGUUUGGGUUUUAGGCCGAAUAUUUCUACUUUUGCAAGCAUUAUUGGGGCUUGUUCUGCUCUAGCAGAAUUUGAAAUUGGUCAACAAGUUCAAGGGCAGCUCAUGAAGACUGAGUUAAUUGAGCAUGUAAAAAUUGGAAGUGCUUUAAUUGACAUGUAUUCUAAGUGUGGGUUGGUUGAGGAUGCAAGAAGAGUCUUUAACUACAUGCCUGAGAAGAAUGUUUUCUCAUGGACUUCCAUGAUUGACGGAUACGGGAAAAAUGGGUAUCCUAAUGAGGCACUUGAACUAUUUAGUGUAAUGCAAAUAGAUCAUCUCAUUGUUCCAAACUAUGUUACAUUUCUAAGUGCUCUCUCUGCAUGUGCGCAUUCUGGGCUAGUUGCUAAAGGAAGAGAGAUUUUUGAAAGCAUGGAGAGAGAUUACUCUAUGAAGCCGAGGAUGGAGCAUUAUGCUUGCAUGGUUGAUAUCUUGGGCCGCUCAGGGAGCUUAAAUCAGGCCUUAGAGUUUGUAAUUAAUAUGACUGAAAGGCCAGAUUCUGAUGUUUGGGCAGCUUUACUCAGUUCUUGUAGACUGCAUGGAGAUGUGGAAUUGGCUAAUUUAGCUGCCAAUGAACUUUUCAAGCUGAGUAGUGGUAGUCGUCCAGGGGCAUAUGUUGCCCUAUCUAAUGCUCUGGCAGAUGCUGGGAGAUGGGACGGUGUAAGUGAACUUAGGGAGAUUAUGAAGAUUAGAGGAAUAUCAAAAGGUACAGGCUUCAGUUGGGUUGGCGGUGAUAGCAGCUUGAAAGCUUUCUUCGCAGAACAACAUAUUUAAUUAAAGAUAAUAGUAGCAUUCUUUCACUCAGUUAAUCUGAUGUCUUGCGCUUCUCAUUAUAUACAGUUUAAAUUCUCUAGACUCCUGGUAGUUCAGGUUACAUUGUUGCCAAUCCAUACCCACCUAUCCAUGCCUGAACAGGAUGAUAGAAAAUGGAUAUAUGGCUAGUUGAAAUAACCCAAUGGAAAAUAUACCUAUUCAGCUACAUGGUUUGGCUUUCUUCACCCUUGGACAAGGAUUCAAGUUCAUAUGCGUGAGUUUGUAUUUAUAUCCUUCAAGAAAGCAAUGCUUCUAUCUUUUAAACUCAGGUUGAGGUCUUCCUAUAUUCAUGCUCGCAUGAGGAGUGAAGAGGAAUAACUUGUUCACAGUCAGCCAUACUUCAGAGUGUGCUAGUGAGAGAGCUGUCCACUUUCCGGAAUUUAUCAAUCUAGAUCCCCAAGGCACCCAAGAAGGUGUGUUUCGUUGAUUGGUUGGUAACAAAGGUAGAGACAUCGAUAGCCGAGAAUCUGAGGAAGAGGAGAAUUAUUUAUAUUAGAUGUUCGGUCUUCAUGUAGAUCAUCUUCUGCUGCAUUGCCGGAUGGCAGUGGCAUUUGUGGUGGGUGGUCCUGAAUUGGUUCGGUGUACAAUGGAUCAUGCCAAGCAUGUGAAGGAAACCCUGCAAUAGAGGCGGAACUAGGUAUAGGUAAGGGGUUUGUCUUAGACCAUCUAUCAAUUGAUGUGAUAAACUUAAAUCUUUUCUGGAGAACUUGACUUCUUGGAGAAAUAACUCUCUACAUUAUAGGAAAAAAUAUAUUUUUUGGAUAUCCCUAUUUGUAACAAGAGAUCUUUUUUUUAAGGGAAAAAAUUUCUUUAAUCAGAUCCAGACAUUGAUAGAGGGUCUAUCGGAAACAGUUUCUCUACCUCUCCAGGUAGGAGUAAGGUCUGCGUACACACUACCCUCCCCACACCCCACCUGUGGGAUUAUACUGGGUAUGUUGUUGUUGUAGAUCCAGACAUUGAUAAGUAAGGACUUAACAUUAUGCUGCAGUUCAGGACUUUGUGGAACUAAAUUCUUAAUCCUGUGCUAUGCUUGGAAGUUGGAAUGUGCUGUCUCAUGAUGUGAAGCUGUCAAUAGCAUGACGCUAAAGAUUAGUUAUACGUGUAAGGCCUCUUGCUUCAUCAUCGCUGGUACCAUCAGAAGAAUUCUGUAUUAAUACUUGUUGGAUAUAAUGAACAGUCUAAACAUUUUCUCACCUAGAAUAUUAAUCUUGAUUUACUAAAAAAUUCUAUUGGUAACUGGAUGUUGUUGACUAACCGUUGUUCUAUGCAUGAAUAGGGUCUCCGCAAAGGGUAGUGCUGUUAUUAAAAUACUGCUGGUUUGGCCUUGAAGUUAUUCCUUUCUGCUUGUGAAUUUCAUACAAAAUUAUUGUCCGUAGAAGCUUUCUGCAGCUUAUUGCUUCUGUUGUUAUGUGCUUCCAUAGAAUAAGUACUUAUAGAUAGUUCAUGUUAUUCGUUGUUCAUUGAAGGAGAUGGAGUCAACAUUGACAAGCCUCAAGGCUAUGCAAGUGCUGGAGAAAAUAUUAGCAAAUAUUUAAAAUGGGGACAUAGGUUUUGAUUAGCCAAAAGUAAAGAGUCAACUAGUGAGAAAAACUUAUUGAUUACACUAAAUUCAUUUUAUUGAAAUAGAGGUUCCGGCAAGUGGUGUAAAGUUUGGACAAAAGAAUUAGUUGUAGUGAUUAAUGAGAUGCUAACGCUUAUUUAAGGGCUUAAAGAGGUUAAACCAGUUUAAGAGAUUUAUUCCUAUUCUCUGACCCAUUACUCCUUCCUUCCCUGCUCAAUAAUUUCUCCUGUUAUUAAGCUUCAUUUUAGAUAUUCUGGGUAUGCUGCUUCUUUGGUUUGAGUAGCUAAGCUGAUUAAGUGUGUGCAAUUGAAUGGCGAAGGUGUCUUUUGCAACUAUCAAAAGUUGUGAAUGUCUGUCUCCGACUUCAAGAGCAAUUUCUGGAAAAUAAUUUCCACUCUCCAGCCAACACCAGAAAACAUUUUCUAGAAAAGUAUUUUCUGAAAAAAUAAGUCAUUUUCUGGAAAAUGUCUUUCGUCCUGCCAAACAUACUCAUAAUCUCAAGUUCUGCUUUAUAGGUAGAUAUGUCAGUUGUUAACACAUCAAAGAAUAUCAAAUUCUACUGCUAUUAUUUGGGUACAUCACACUUUUUGCACUGAAUUGAUAUGUUUCUCCAAUGUGAUUUGAUGAGUGAAUGUUGUACUAGGAACAGUUUUUCACUAGAAUUUUCAGUCUUCUGUUAGCCACCUCAAGGGGAGGACACUGAUGUAAAGGUUGCACUGAUAAUCAGUGCAAAUUGUACGCUUGGUUUAAUUUGCAGAUUAGUGUAUUUGACCAUUAAAUAUUAGGAAAAUUUAAAUCAGGACUAGUAAAAUAAGGUGCUAAGUGGCAAGUAUCUUAAUCUCAAAUUUCGUCUUAUAGGUAGAAAUGACGAGAGUUUGAAGUUGCUCUUGCAUCAAUCUAUGUCGAAGUCCAAGACUAUUGUGUGGAUGAAACUUUUACAAUUGCAUUUAAGAAUGAAUUGUUUGAUUAAAAUGAUAUUGGUCCUGUUAUGGUUUUAUGAGUGAAUGGAGUACUAGGAGCAGUUCGUCGAUACAAAUAGUAAAUCUCCCACUAGCCACCUUAAGGAAUGGGAGGACACAGACAAAAGGCAAUCGCGCAACCAAAACAUAAGAAGCGGAAAAAAAUUAAAUCAAGCAUCAGUCUGCUCUCUUGUUUGGUCUGUACUUAUGAUAAACUUGUUUUCCUUUACCUUGGGGGGUUGAGAAAGUUUUUGGACCAUUCACCAUUACUACUCCUUGAAAAAGAUAAUCCCUUUAGUAAUCUUAUAAAGAUGAUAUAAAGGCUAGUUCUCCAACAAAUGCUGGUGGGAGCCAUUUGAAGUGGGGGUGUGAGUUCUGACCCUGAUCGAGCACUCUUUUAAGUGCUGCUUUAGUAUGCUAAAACUGGAUUUCGAUACUGCUCAAAAGAUAUGCCUGAGUUAACGUUAUCUUUUGUCGAUCAUACUACGCUGUGGGACUUCUAUAAUUUAUGUUGCUUUAGCUAAACCUUGAUUCCUAUUGUUUAAAGAUUAUGAUUAUAGGUUCUCUGUUCUAUGAAUAGACUAACCUCUAUUUAAUUUCUUAACAUUGAUUUGGUAUCAGUGCUGCUAUCUAAUUCAAGUUCAGUAUUUUGGCCUUUCAAAGUUGGUGCUAAAACAAUGUUGAUUGAGACAAGACAACUUCGGAUGGCACCAUUAACAAACUUAUUUGUCGUUUUGAUUUCUCCUAGUUUGUCAAAUUUGUUUCCGAUUGGAAUGAUCUGUCCGUUUACUGAUUUAGCCCAUUUUGCUCUGCUCAUAUUUAGGUAGGUUUCUUUAAAGAUUGUGUAUGACAUGUCCUUUAACAAGAAUAGCUUUCAUUUGUGUUUGUGCUCAUGAAUUGUUUUGUAUGCCUCCAUAUAUUCCAGAAAAAAAGUUUAAAUAAUGCCUAUGACUUGAUAAACUGUGAUUUAGUUGCUUGUGUGGUAUCGAAUAAUCGGGUAAAGAUAAGCUGUGAUUUAGUUGCUUGUGUGGUAUCGAAUGAUCGGGUAAAGACUAAUCAUACCUAUUAGUGUUGACAGAAACUGAGAAAUUCCGACAGGAAUUUCCCAUCCACAGAUAAAGAAAGGGUGUAGAAUGCAUGUCAUAAGACCAUUAGCAGCUGCAAAUCUAACAAAGCCACAUGCAGGUUGCGGCUACAUGGACGGAAAUUUUUUAUUUUCCCUCGUGUUUUUGGUAGUUAGAAGGAUUUUACAUUUUGCAGAACUGAAUACAGAUUGUCAAUGUCACUUAAUAUCCAAGCUCCAAGUAUCUUACAUGGAUUGAUCCUCACCAGAAGAUCUUGUAUACACGGAUCGUUACAUAAAUGAGGUAGCUGGGAAGUCCUAUCAAGAAAAUCCAUCAUUCCUGUUGUGCUGCCCCAGCCGCAGUGGCGGAGCCACAUGCACCCAAGGGGUAUCAACUGUUUAGCUCGGUAUUUUUUUUUAAAAUAUGUAUAUAUACUAUAUAAUGACACCCUUGACUUCUUGAUGAGUUAGUUUCUUUAUAUUUUGAUUCCCCUUAAUAAAAUUUCUGGCUUCGCCACUGCCCAGCCGGCCACAAGGUCUUGCAUAUCAGAUUUCUAACAAUGGAGCUUUCAUCUUCAAUCCCAGUUUCUAGUCACUAUGCCAUCUGUUUCAUGGAGAAAACUUCUUGUUGGCCUCAAGGAACAGGUAACCAUCCCCACACCUAUGAUAUUAACCUUAGCAUUGGAAAAUAUGAAUAUGUGAUGGUCCCAUUUUCUUAAUUUUAGUCCAUAAUAAGGACUACUAUAUUCAACCCCAGAAAACAGCCAGUAUAUGUGAAGUACCUUUUAAAACCCCUAUUCAUUCUUGAUAGGACCAUCAUCAUUUAUGCCAAGGAGACAGGGUUAAUCAACAAUCAUCUUUAAAUUUUGCAAGUUGUCAUUGAAUUAAAUAUAGGGAAAUUGGCUCUUCAUAUUUUUUUUGCGUAGACAACAUUUCUACAUCAAUCUGAUCUGACGGUGAUGAGAGUUCUUUUGUGGAUACCUUGUGUCUGGAGUAAGAAUGAGCAAAGUCUUUUCUAGUCCCUUUACAGUAUGUUUUAUUAAGACUAAUUGGGUCCAUCAUUGUUGCCAGAUUUGAUUAUUUUCUUUUGUCAACUUUUAGC
Messenger RNA from Nicotiana tabacum (common tobacco), 6468 nucleotides. RefSeq names its product pentatricopeptide repeat-containing protein At1g28690, mitochondrial-like. Gene Ontology annotation, biological process: RNA modification. The record is from RefSeq and is a predicted model, not a curated record. Gene Ontology annotation, molecular function: RNA binding; protein binding. NCBI's taxonomy places the organism in Eukaryota, Viridiplantae, Streptophyta, Magnoliopsida, Solanales, Solanaceae.